GAGCAGCCUCGGCAGGGUGUGAUGUCAGCAGCCGCGAGGAGGAGCCUGCCCUUGCGGGCGCUUUUACUUUCGGGCUCCGCGCAAUUGCGAGCGGCCACUGCCGGAGCCGCGUCCGCCCCGCUCGACCAUGCCAUCCCGGGGGCCGGCCGCCGCCGCCGCUUCGCCACUGACCCGGGGAACUUUCGGCGCGCACGCGGCUCUGCUCCUUUGAGGCGCGCGCCCCUUCCCGCCCGCCGGGCAUGGCGCUGCCUGCAGUUGCUUCAUGAUGAUGAUGAUGAUGAUGAUGAUUGUGGUGGUGGUUAUUAUUAUUACUGCUUCGCAUCAUCCCCGGGCGUGUAAAGUCCCAGGCAUCAUGCCAGCAACAUGCCCGUUUCUGAUCCAUCCAUUCAGCCUCCUCCUACUGCUGGGGCCGCAUCUCUUUGUGGGAUCUUUCUCCCUCGGCUCCCCCUCCUCUACCUCGCCCACCGACUCCUCCUCGUUAGCUACUGCGGGGCCUCGGGGAGUCGCGUCGAUCCAGGGGGGAUCCACUUUUCUUGCGGCUUCCUCGCUACUUCCUAGGGAGAAAGGAAGCCCGCAGCCUUCCGUGGCAUCUGUCAGCGUUUGGGAUCCGACAACAGAUCGAGACAUCAGCAGCGACAGCCCGGCCGUUAUAACCAGACAAAAGGAUGCAGAAAAUCCGAACACUGAAGCAAAGAUUUCCAGUUCUUAUAGACACGAUGUAGAUGCUGUCAGUACAUCUGGAAGUGAUAAAGUAAGGACGUUGUGGACCAACUUAGCUUCUGCAUCUGCAGCUGUAAGAGGAAGCGCCACAUCUUAUACCAAAAUAAUCAGAUCUAUGAAUGUGGCCCAACAGUUGUCUCAGAUGAUACAGACCAAGCAAGCAAGUGCCUCACCGAAUACGAUGGGUAUUGCUGAAUUGGAAUCAGUGACUUUGUGGAAGUAUUUUCCCAAGACACCAAAUUCUUCAUUUCUGGAGAAAAAGCGUUCAGCCACUGGGAGCAAUCACCACACAGCUAGCAGCUGGGAUGGAGACAGCACAACGUCCAGUUUUCAUACUCCAGACAUGGACAGUUCAGCAACGCCCAGUCAAGGUUUAGAAAGGACUUCAUGCUUUCUUAAGGGGAACUUCACUGUGAUGGAUUUAGCAAGAAAAGGGCCAGCUUCUGAGAGAGAACCUGCUACAUCUUCUGGUCAAAUCCAAUGGUCAUCUCAUGUAACAUUUCCAGUACCAAAAAGUAGAACAUCAAAUGCCAAACAGCCUGAUUCUUUAGCAAGGAUUAUGCUUACUCAGUCUUACUCUUCUCCCCAAACUAAUAUUGAUCAGCUGAGCAGAAACUCCAACGCAGAGGGAAGAAUUUCCAAUUCUGAUAUGGAGAAUAUGACAAUUCUGAAUAUAUCUAACAGAGGUGAGGAGAAGAUAUUUCAAACUCUCAGAGACAUCAGCAGUUCUCAAGGUCCACGUCCUGCAUCUGUGGUCUAUAAGGGCGAAAUGCCCAGCAAUGGGGAGAAGGUAUUACAAACUCUCAGAGAAAGCAGCAGUUCUCAAGGUCCACGUCCUGCAUCUGUGGUCUCUGGCCUGGAAAUGUCUAGCUUUUCAGGCCUCAGUGACUCCUCUUAUGUGGUAGUGCCUGCGGAUGCCAGACAAAUGGAUUUGUCAACACAGGACACUGAUAAAACUGAAGCAACAGAUAUACCUUCUCCGUCUCUUUCAGCAACUACAGCUGUAGAAGGCAGUGAUCAGUUGGACAGCAGAUCAAACAGAGAGAGGAAAACAUCCAGUCCUCACUUGGACAGUAUGUUUGUCUCAAGAGUAUCAGUCAGAGAUGAAGAGAAGUCCAAGAAUGUAACACAAACGUUCACCAUCACUAAUACUUCCAGCUCUUCAAAGCUUUCAAGGAGACCAGAACAGACUGGACAAAUGCAUUUGUCACACAGAGACUUUAUUUUCACUGAAGAGACAUUUACACUUUCUCAGGUUCCUACAGAACAGAAUGGUCAGCGACACAGCAGGUCAGAUACAGAGAGCACUGCUUCUAACUUACAAAGCAGACCUGACAGAAGUGGGGAGAGGAUAUUACAAGCUCUACAGCACACCAGUAGUUCCCACCCUCCACAGUCAAUAUCCACAGCUUCUCACAGUGAAAUGCCCAGCAGUUCAGGUCUUGCUGAUUCUUCUUAUGUAUUAACUCCAGUUCAGACCAGACAAAGAGAUUUGUCACCUGGGUUCACCGAUUUCAUGGAAGCAGCAAGUACACAUCCUUCAGAUUUCUCACAAACAGCUGCAAAAGAUAGCAGUCACCUGAGGAGCAGUUCAAAUAAAGAGAAAAUGUCCAGUUCUCAGACAGACGGUGUAUCUGUUUCAAGUCUAUCAGAAAGAGAUGAAGAGAGUACACUACAAGCUGUAAGGGAUGUCAGCAGUUCUGAAAGUGAUACACAAAGGUCCACUGUGGCCAAUACUACCAUCUCCAGCAAUUCAGAUUUUGCUCAUUCUUUUCGUAUGAAAAGUCCAGAACAGAUUGGCCAAGAUUUAUCACCUGGGGACACUGAUUUCACUGAAGGAAUCCUUAUACCUUCUCAGGCUCCUUCAGAAACAACAGUUGAAGAAGAGAAUGGUCAGUCACACAGCAGCUCAAGUCCAGUGGGCAUUUUUUCCACUGAUCACCUGAACAGCAUCUCCUUUUCAGAUCUAUCUGACUUGGCUGGGGAGAGGACAUUACGAACCCUGAGAGAUGUCAGCAGUGCUCAUGAUGUAACACAAGGAUCCACAGCCUGGCACAAUGAAACCUCCAGUUCUUCAGGUCUCACUGAUUCUUCUUACCUGUUAACUCCAGUAGAAACAGAUUUAACUCCUCAGAUCACUGAUUUCACUGAAGGAACAAAUACACAUUUGCAAGCUUCUUCAGAAAAAACAGAAAGCAGUGCUCAGUCAAGCAGCAGCUCAAAUAUAGAAACCAGAAUUUCCCGUUCUGAUCAGAACAGUGCAUCUAUUUCAAGUUUAUCAGACAGAGAUGAUGAGACCACACUACAAACUUUAAGAGAGGUCAAGAAUGCUCAUAAUGUAACCCAAAUAUCCACUACUAUGAAUGCUAACAUCACCAGCUCAUUCAAUAUUGCUGAUACGUCUUCUUAUACAAUGACUCCAAAACACACCAGACAAAUGAAUUCAUCAUCUGGGGACAAUGAUUUCAUUGAAGAAGCACUUACAUAUUCUGAGGCUCCAUCAGAAACAACAGAUACCAGGAGUAAGCACCGUACCUUGAGCAACUUCAAUAUAGAAAAGAGGGCCACUCAGACUGAGAGCAUGUUUUCUACUACUGUGGUCGAAGAUGAGACAUUUGCAUCUUUAACUAAUCAGAGCAGAUCCACAGACACAACAGAGCUGUCAGUGUUUGAUUUGAAAAAUGCUAGUUCUUCUGUUAUAAUCCAGACCUCAUCUGCUACACUGCAAAGUAGAAAGGAAAAUUCCCCCUCUACUGGAAUGGAUUUCAUAGAAACCCUAGAAGAGUCUUUACUUACUACUUCAUCAAAAGCUUCAGGUUAUUCAUCUUCUACGAAAGAUUUUUCAAGCUCUGCAAACCAUUUUCAAACCAUUAAGGGAUCAGGGGCAGGAAGAAGACUUUCUAUUACUUCUACAGACAGUAUCUAUCUAUCAACCACAUUUGUACAUGGGGCAGAAAGGACUUUAAGAUCCCUACCGGACAACAGCACAUCUGACGAUGCAGCAGGUAGCAACACUUACAGUUCCCAAACUUCCAAAUCUUCAGGUGGAAGCUUGACCUUGACUUCAGUGACUGAAACAGAAAAGCGUAAUGUCUCAUUAAGUGAAGUGCAAUCUGUUGGACCUUCUACUGAGUACUCACUGGAAUAUUCCUCUGUAGUUCCUACAUCCUUGUCACCAAAUGAUUCAUCAACUAUUGGAAGCAAUCAUAAUUCAACUAGUGGGCCAAGGGUUUUGCAUUCUUACACAGCCAGCACUGACAGUUCAGCACCAUUCAGUGAAGGGGAAGAGCAAACUACACAACCUACAAUUAACACUACAGUGAUUGAAGAGACUGAAAGCAUCUCAUUAUACAUGGAAAAUUUUGACGGCUCAAGAUCAAAACCUUCAUCUAAGACAUAUUCUAAAAUGACAGAUUUAUCUGUAAAAGUUUUGGAUAUCUCUCCAUCUUCAACUGAGGCUUUCCAAAUUCUUAGUUCAACAGCCUAUUCCUCCUUCAAAAGUGAACUUUCAGACAGUGGAACAGAUUACCAACCAAUGAGUAGUACCGACUUUGGAAAACAGACCUCUGUUUCUCAUACUGACAGCACAUACACCUUAACUACCUUUCCCAGGGGUGGAGAAAGGACAUUGCUGUCUCUUCCAAACAACAGCACAUCAGCUGAUUCCUCAGGAAGUUCCACUUACUCUGCAGAAAUAUCCAACCCUUCCAAGUCUGUUCAGCCUUUAUUUUCAACUGACAUGGAUUUUUCUGAAAAUUCAACAGAACCUUUGGCAGUCCAUUCCCUGAAAACAUCAGAAUAUUCUUCUACAGUGAGUGAACCACACACAACUCAGUUUUACUCAGAAUCAGAAUCUGCAUCCACUGGCAGCUUGUCAUUUUCAUCUUCCUCUACAAUGCUGUCAGAGCAGGAUUCACUUCCACCAGCUCAGCCAUCAACUGUGUUUUCCUCAGCCAAGUCCUCUGUCCCAUCCUCUUCUUCUGCUUUCCUGUUACUGUUAUCAUCAUCUCCACCAACAUCUCUAAUGACAUUUUCACCCAUGCUCUCAUCAACAGAACCACCCACAUUGCCUUUCUUUCCCUCUGUGUUGCCUUCACAUUCUUCAACGCCUUCGUUGUUACAGCCUAGUGAAAAUCUUGAAACCAGUGUUUCUAUGACUGACCCUGAAAGAACAACUGGAGCAGAACUACACAUGACAGGAAGUUCCCAUGAUGAAUUCAGCCACCAGACUACAGUGUAUCCAUUGGAGAACAGCACCAUUCUGAUGGCAACUGGAACUUCUCUUCUGACUGAAAUUACCGAACAGCUUGCCAACCAUUCUUCCCCAAGAACCACCUCCCAAGAGGAAACAAAGGGACAGACACUUACUCUCCCAGGAAUCAGUACUGAAAAUGUACCCAUUAUGACUACCUCUCCACCAUAUUUGCAGGAAAUAACCACUGUUUCUGAGCCAGCAAAAGCAACAACGGCUACACCAAUGCAUACAACCCUUCAAGAGGACACUUCCCAUUCAUCAACAGUAACAGUGGUAAAAAAAAUUACAAAAAUAACACACACACCUGGAAGAUUGCCUACUUCAGCAUCAACCACAAAUUAUUUGUUCACUACAAAGCUUCAAAAGGUUCAGACGCCCUCUCCUACCAAAAUAUCUUAUUCUACUGGAAGACCGACAAAAAUAAUGGAAAAGAGCAGUACAACUUCUGUGAAAACUACAGUGCCCAGGAUUGUUAUUACCUCUUCACCCUACAUCUUAACUUCUCACAAAACCAUUGUUCAAUCUUUUCCUGCUUCACCGGUUCCCCCCAGACCAACCAUAACUGUGGGUCUAGGAAGCCCGAAGAUAUCCCCAACUCCCUAUGGAAAAGAUGUAGAUGGAUGUUUGUCUAAUCCUUGCCCAACCUUGGCCACAUGCACCAAUGUACAAGGUUCAUUCCAAUGCAUUUGUUCCUUGGGCUAUCAGAUGGGAAAAGGAAAGUGCAGUUUGGUAAGGACGUUUGUUGGCCAGUUUCCACUAAUGUUUAACACAACUGGAGGGUCAUACUCAGAGCUACAUCAAAUUGAAGGAGUUAUCAUAAAGUUGCUGAACAAAUCUCUUUCCACACUGCCUGGUUAUUAUACUUCAACUGUUAAAGCCUCAAGGCAGGCAGGAACUGUUCAAAUAUCCAUCCUGAGCACCUUUUCCAUGGCCUCCAAUGUCACCUUUUCUGAAGUAAUCAGCACAGUGCAAAGCCAUAUCCAAGCCUGCAAAACUCCCCCACCAUCCUGCCAAUUCAUCUCUAACCUGACACAGCUCUAUGGAGCUGGUGGUCUCUGUAAACAUAAAGAUCCGGAAUGUGACAAAGAGACUUCUGUGUGUGUAGACUUGGAUGGCAUUGCAGUUUGCCAGUGCAAACCUGGGUAUUUCAAGUAUAACAAACUGGAUCAUUCAUGCAGAGCAUGUGAAGAUGGAUAUAAACUUGAGAAUGACACUUGUGUGAGUUGUCCAUUUGGAUUGGGAGGAUUCAACUGUAGGAAUCCAUACCAGCUGAUCACCAUUGUGAUCGCAGCAGCUGGAGGGGGACUUCUGCUUAUCAUGGGAAUAGCUCUCAUAGUCACGUGCUGCCAAAAGAAUAAAAAUGAUAUAAGCAAACUCAUCUUCAAAAGUGGAGACUUCCAGAUGUCACCGUAUGCUGAAUAUCCCAAAAACCCUCGUGUUCAAGACUGGGGCAGAGAAACCAUUGAAAUGCAAGAGAAUGGGAGUACUAAAAACCUGUUACAGAUGACAGAUGUUUACUACAUGCCAACGAAUCUAAGGAAUCCUGAACUAGAAAGAAAUGGAGUCUAUCCCCCCUACACAGGUCUUCCAGGAUCUCGACACUCCUGUAUCUACCCUGGACAAUAUAAUCCAUCCUUCAUUAGUGAUGACAGCAGAAGAAGAGAUUAUUUUUAAUGCAAGUGAAAAGGGCACUUGGAAGGCAAAUGGAACCUUUUUACACAAUGUGUUUCCUGAGUAUGCAGUCAUCAGACAACUCAGAUGUUGUCACAACUGUGUACAGGAAGGGACUUUGAACCUGUGGAAAACCUCAGACAGAGCUGCCCACAAGGAGCCAUCUCUAGCUAUUGCUGAAGAGCAAAAAGAAGGCAGGUGUGAAAAGCAAGUCCAUAUGGCUGGGUGUCAGAAAGACAAGGGAGAAGCUCAUUCUGUGUAUUUUCCUCACCACUAAUCGUGUCACAUAAUGUGAACAUAAUACUAGAUCAUGAAAGCAAAACUAACAAACACUGUGGAUGACACGCUAAAUCUGAUGCCACUAGGGUGUGUUGUGUUUACAGAUAGUAUCUAGUGUGCUAGGUUUGUAUUGCCCACUUUUUAUGCAAAGCUGGCUUGGAUGAAUGUUAUAGAAAGAGCCCUUCCUCUAUUGCCAGGUGUCUACUAGGAGGUACUCACAGCAUGUUGCUCACCAAGCGGUGGAGAUGGGUACGGGAAUAUGGCCUAGAGAUAUGGGAUCCUCAUGCGGAAUCCAAAGUGGAGUUUUAUCCCUCUCCAGAAAGGAAAAAAAAAUCCCUCAUGAUCUGUCCUGUUAUUUGUUUAGGCCCUACGUUUGUAGCAUAACUCAUUACCCUUUUUCAUUCUUCCCUAUGCACAACAGGCCAGUUACAAACAGUUAUAUUCUUGCAUAGUUAUGUUCUGUGGAUUUUUUGCUCCUUCCUAAUGUCCAAAUGUAGUGAGGGUGUAGGUCAUUUGCAUGCUAUACAAUCUUCUGUAAUAGGUGAUACUGGCCAAAUCCCGGCAAAGUUUUGCCACUUCUCCAGAAUUGCUCCUACAUCAUUUCACAAUAAAGAUUGUGUAAGGGACAAAAUGUACUAUCAGGAAAUAAUGCAAGACAGCUUAAUCUCAUAUGUUAAUUAAUGUAAAUGCUCAUAUACUUCUUUAUAACAUUUCCUGGUUUAUUUAAAAAAAACACUGGGGAAUUUUGAUACCUGUUUUAAACAUGUGCUAUUCUGAAAGGAGAUCUUUGUCAAGGUGUGGCAAGUUGGCAGGAAUGGUUGAGUGGAACUUGAACUUAACCGUGAAUAUCCAUGCAUGGGGAGAGACUGGGUGCGCAGUUUAUAUAAAUGCAUUAGAACAGUACAGAGCGUGAGCAGAUUGAACAGGGGACCAUGUGAUCAAUUCAACUUUGGUCCUUCAGAGUCACAGCGGAGCAGACUGUGCAUACCUUGUGCAGUAGUUUCCUAUCUGAAACACUGUACAAAAAAGUACUCAAAGUUAUCCAAUGAUGCAGAUGAAGGCAUGCAUGAUAGAGGCUGACACAUCUGGUUUGCCUGGAGGACUGGCUAUUCAGAACUGAAUAAUCUCUGAAGUCCGUGAAUUACCAGUGGAACUAUCCUCUAUGGCUAUACCUAACUCUGUAAUCAGAGUAGUCAAUUUAGCACUGUUGACAUUUUGGGAGCAUACUAUGGACACUCAUGAAAUAACAAGUGGCUAGUCACAAAAUACAAAAGGCAGGGCAGUGAGGUACAUCCAUCCACCAGUUUAUUUAUUAAGAAUGCCUCUGGGGUCUGAGACAUUAUCAGAAAUAUUAGUUAUGUUGUAGGAUGCUACUUUGCUUUGCAGCAGACUAGCUUCACAUACAUUGUUUCAAAAUUAAAAUCCAGAAGAAAAAAAUUAGGGAAGGAAGCUUGGUGGGCAUCAAAAGGCACAUUGUUGUCCCUGGCCAUUAUAUUGGGAAUCCAGGAAUUAUAACAAUUUCCCAUGGUAUUUCUGGAGAAUUUGAUCAGCUCAAGAGGCUAAGAUAAAACUAAAGCAGCCACAUCUGUACAUCUAACUGCAUAUUGGUCCUCUUCUACUUAUAGACUAAGCAGGCUCUAAUGAUGGGAGAGGCGGAAGGAAAGAGAAGGGGCGACCUGCAGCAAGGUGGAUGGAGCCAGUUAUGGUGGUAAUGGGUGCGCCAUUGGAAGACUUGAAGGACCAGGUUAGGGACUGAUCGUCAUGGAGAAAAUCUAUGUAGUCACUAAGAGAUGACACUGACUUGAUGGCACAUAAUCAAGACAGACUAAGCAGUUUUUCCCCAACCUAUGCUGGGAUUAUAACUGAAGGUUAUAUUCCUAAAACACCAGGAACACAUCAGGUUGAGGGAAACUGUACUAAGCAGUCUGUUCCAUUUUGUUUCAGGCACAAUGUAUCUGUUCCAUUUAUGAAAUGAUGUAGGAACAACAUUAUCAGCAGUAUUUAUAUUUAACUGUGUGCAGUUCAGAUUGCUGCCUUCUGUACUGAGAUUUGCUGCUUGAUGAACUUCAGACUGUAGAAAACCCUCCAUUAUCUGAAGGUUUUCCCCAAAGCUGAUCCUGCCUGACAGGAAGUAUAAAUGUGAAUCAUUGGAUCCAACCAAAGUGAUUCACAUGCAUGAAAUGACUUGGGGGGAAGGGGAGAGCCUAUCCAGCAUGAAGUCACAUUAUGAUUUGGGCUACAUCAGGACAGCAUACAUAUGCCCUGAAGAGAUGGUCAGUACUGCCAGACGUAACAGCGCUGCUAGUUCAAACCAUCUGCUUGAUAGCUCCAUGAACAACAUGAAGGGCCUAAGUCUUUCAAGCAGGACUUUGUUUUUAGGUAGGAAGAGCCAACUGUGUUCUGUGUUCACUUUCCUAGAAAGGUGUCAUUCCCUUAGUUUAAACAACUGAACUGUUGCUUACACCAUCAAUUUACAUCACAAAUUUAAACAAAAAUUUCAGUCCCUUAAUUGAAUCCAUUAUAUCCCUGACCUUACUAAGGGAAUUCUGCCAGUAGACAUCCUGGAGAUUGUAGCUUUGUGCUUAGAUGGACAGGUUUCAUACAGUGAAUUCUUAGUAAUUUUGGCAAACCACCAUUCUCAUAUUUCCUUGGGGAGAACUAUAACAAUUUCUUAACUUGUCAUAAGUAGGCAUAUAUUUCCACUGCAAAUGUAUUCUUCAAAGAUGAUAACAGUGGAAGCUCUGUGGAGUUUAAUUUUGUUGCCAAGCAA
Messenger RNA from Python bivittatus (Burmese python), 9695 nucleotides. It is a transcript of the gene HEG1, whose product is annotated as heart development protein with EGF like domains 1. Lineage: Eukaryota; Metazoa; Chordata; Lepidosauria; Squamata; Pythonidae. Gene Ontology annotation, biological process: heart development. Gene Ontology annotation, molecular function: calcium ion binding. The record is from RefSeq and is a predicted model, not a curated record.